This is a messenger RNA of Ostertagia ostertagi, 330 nucleotides long. Lineage: Eukaryota; Metazoa; Nematoda; Chromadorea; Rhabditida; Trichostrongylidae. The record is from the annotation of a GenBank genome assembly.
AUGUGUUUCGCUGAAAUCGACCUUUCCUAUGUCGCCAAACUUCGGAAAAUACAGCCUCUUCUUACCAGUCGACGAUCUGAUCUCUAUAUGUUACACGUCAAUGAGGAAGACGAAGAAAAUUCUCCACUGAUGUUUGCUGAGUUCCCGAUCGCUCCCGAAUCAAUAUUCUAUCGAUCAGCGUAUUCGUUUGCAUUUGUCAACGUGAAACCUGUUGUGAACGGGCAUGUGCUGGUAUGCCCAAAGCGUAUUUGUAAUCAUCUCACCGAUCUCACCGAUGUCGAGACAGCUGAUGUGUUCAUUGUUUCCAAAAAGGUUCAAAGAAUGAUAGAA